Molecule: messenger RNA, 831 nt
Organism: Pestalotiopsis fici W106-1
Lineage: Eukaryota; Fungi; Ascomycota; Sordariomycetes; Amphisphaeriales; Sporocadaceae
Exons: 3
Coding region: 1-831 (276 amino acids)
Source: RefSeq, a predicted model, not a curated record
AUGUCAGACGAAGAGAAGGUCGUUGAGACUCCCCCUGACCCGACGCUUGGUCACCGAGAUGAAUCUACGAGUCGCAAAUACCGCCUGGGCAAGCACUUUUCAGAAGAGGUCGACACUGCGGCAGGCUACAUACCUCUAUUGAUUUGUUGUUUUGUUACUGGACUUACAGAUGGAACAUUAUACAAUGCAUACGGCACUUUUGUUUCCAUGCAGACAGGAAACACGAUAUUCGUGGCGCUGGGCACGUCAGGACAGAACAACAAACCAUUUGGCUGGGCCCGCUCGCUCUGCUCCAUCGGCUGCUUCACCAUAGGCUGCCUGCUCUUUGCGCGCUUCCACAAGCUCCUGGGCGGCGCGCGGCUGCGGCGGACGGUCCUGGGCUCCUUUUUCCUGCAGACCGUCUGCGUCAUGGUGGCGGCGGCCAUCAUCCAGGGCGGCGUCAUUGACGGGCGGUACCCGUCGCAGCGGGACCCCGACGACGUCAACUUCACCGAGCUGGCCGCCGUCGCCCUGCUCUCGUUCCAGGCCGCGGGCCAGAUCGUCAACAGCCGCGGCCUCGGCGUCAGCGAGGUGCCCACCGUGGUCAUCACCAGCCUCUUGUGCGAUCUCGUCAGUGAUGAGCGGCUGCUGGCGCGGUACAAUGCCAAUGACAAGCGCAACCGCCGCGCCAUUGCCUUUGUGCUUACCCUCGUCGGUGCAAUUUGUGGUGGCUGGAUCUCAAAGGCCACGGGCAUGGUGCAGCCCAGCUUGUGGUUUGUGGCUGCCAUCAAGGCGGCAAUUACCGUUGGCUGGCUCGGUUGGGGUGGCUUGUGGAAGCUUCGCCGACUGUGA